This is a messenger RNA of Lactuca saligna, 1458 nucleotides long. NCBI's taxonomy places the organism in Eukaryota, Viridiplantae, Streptophyta, Magnoliopsida, Asterales, Asteraceae. The record is from the annotation of a GenBank genome assembly.
AUGAUAGCCUCAGAAACAAAGCCUGAUAAUUUCACACUUGCUUGCAUUUUACGUGCUUGUUCCGAACAACUCAAUCUUGAAGCUCUUAAGCUUGUGCACGGGCAAGUAAUUGUUUCUGAUUUGGGAUUGGACUCCAUUACUGCUAGUGCACUUGUGUCAGCUUACUCUAAAUUUGGCCUCGUUGAUGAUGCAAAAAUGGUCUUUGAUAGGCUAAAGAACCACGACUUGGUUUUACAUAACACAAUGAUUACUGGUUAUGGAUCUUGUGGGUACUGGGAGAAAGCUCUAAAUUUGUUUAUUAUGAUGAGAAGAAUUGGAAAUCAACCCGAUGGGUAUACAAUGGUAGGGUUAUUAUCGGGUUUAACAUGUUCUAGUUUGUUGGAAAUCGGCCAAGGAAUCCAUGGUUAUUGUUUGAGAAGCGGGUUUGAUUCUAACAUACACAUAAGUAGUGUCCUUGUUAGUAUGUACUCAAGAUGUGGUUGUAUGAAUUCAACCUAUAAAGUAUUUAGUGGUUUAUUGCAUCCCGAUUUAGUAACAUGGUCUGCUUUAAUAUCUGGGUUUUCACAAUCUGGAGAGUAUCAUAAUGCCUUAACUUCUUUCAAGAAAAUGAACUCCUAUGGUAAAAAGCCAGACUCCGUUCUUGUCUCCAUUUUACUGGCUGUAACUUCACAAUUGGCCAUUUUGGCACCAGGUGUCGAGCUGCAUGGCUAUGCCAUACGCCAUUGCCUACAUUUAGAGGUCAUGGUGUCUUCUGCAUUGAUAGACAUGUACUCAAAAUGUGGUUUUUUGGACUUGGCACUCAAGGUGUUUGAUGAAAUGCCUAAGAGAAACAUAGUUUCAUACAAUUCAGUAAUAGCAAGUCUUGGUUUCUACGGACUUGCAUCCGAAGCUUUUGAAGUGUUUCAUGAGGUCUUGAACGAGCUUCUUGGUAUGGCUGGGGAGUUAGAUGAGGCAUAUGAGCUUGUUAACUCGUUGGGAGAGCAUGUUGAUUCUGGUAUUUGGGGUGCACUUCUUUCUUGCUGUGAUGCACAUAAUGAUUCGAAAAUGGCAGAGAUUGUGAGUAAGCGACUUCUUGAAGGUGAACAAGAGAGAAGCAACUACAAAAUUAUGGUUUCUAAUAUGUUUGCUGGAAAUGGAAGGUGGGAUGAUGUGAAAAAAUUGAGGGAUGAAUUAGAUGAUGUGGGACAUCCCCAAGCCGCUUCUUUGAAAACUGUCCCAUUGUUGUUUCUAGAGCUUUAUGCAGAACUCUUUGAUGAAAAUAGUGCCUCUGAUGAGGAUGAUUUCUUUUCAAAUCAUACUAGUGAGACUUUUACUCUGCCACCACCUUCUGUUGCUUCACCUUCUUGUAACCCCAACAAAAGGCUAAACCCUCAACUCCUAGACAUCGAGCUGCUAGUGCCUCACCUGAUCCACCUUCUAGUGCCUCCCAUAAAGCUUCUAUUACUGUUGAUGAUUUAG